AUGAGUGAAAGUACUCCAUUAAAUGGAGUUAUACCCAAAUAUAAUGAUGAAGAGCAAAACUUAGAAGAAUAUGAUGAUUAUCAAAAACCAUGGAGUUCUAAAACAAAAGCUAUAAUAUAUACAAGUAUUGGAGCAAUAACGUUGGUUUUACUUUGGUUUUUCACCAUUAUUUUACCAAAUUAUUAUAUACCCAAAGCUAUUCCAUUACAACCUAUUGUUCAUAUAUCAGAUGUAAAUGUUUCAAUAUUACCACAUCAUCAUAAAUCACAAGUUAAUAGGUUAAUAAUGAUUGGAGAUAUUCAUGGUCAUUACAAAGAGUUCCAGAAGUUGUUAAAGAAAGCUAAUUAUAAUAAUAAAAAAGAUGAAUUAAUUGUAUUAGGAGAUUUUAUAACAAAAGGACCAGAUAAUUUUAAAAUGUUAGAUUAUUUAAUUAAUAAUAAUAUUAGUUGUAUAAUGGGAAAUCAUGAAUUUUAUUUAUUACAAAAUUAUGCAACUUUUCAUAUGUUAGAUCAACCAAGUUUUUUAAACAAUGAUCCACCACCAGAAUUUAAAAUCAAAGAUUCUUUUAACAAUGAUCCAGAAUUCAUAUUAGCUAAAAAAUUACAACCAAAACAUGUUGAAUACAUAAAUAAUUGUUCAAUUAUAAAAGAAUUAGGUGAUGUAUCAUUAAUUGGUACAACUUUAACUCCAGGUAUUGCAGUUCACGCAGGAGUAAGACCAGAUUUAACAUUAGUACAACAAAAUCCAAUAGAUAAUAUGGAAAUGAGAUCAUUAAUUGGUCCUUAUUAUAAUGAAACUUCAGCAGAACGUGAUGUACCAAAUGCUAUAAGUUGGUCAAAAGUAUAUAAUUCUAAAAAAGGUAAACCACCUGCUAAUUAUGUUGUUUAUUAUGGUCAUGAUGCAGGAAGAGGUUUGAAUUUGAAAAAAUAUACAAAGGGAUUAGAUUCUGGUUGUGAUAAAGGUGGGAAAUUAAGUGCUUUAAUUAUAACAUCAACAAAGAAAAAAAAUGGAGAUAUAAAGUUGGUUGAAGAAAUUGUUCAAAUAAAUUGCUAG
This is a messenger RNA of Lodderomyces jiufengensis, 1053 nucleotides long. Its product is annotated as putative serine/threonine-protein phosphatase. The record is from RefSeq and is a predicted model, not a curated record. The transcript has a single exon. Gene Ontology annotation, biological process: polyphosphate catabolic process. The coding region runs from base 1 to 1053 and encodes 350 amino acids. Lineage: Eukaryota; Fungi; Ascomycota; Pichiomycetes; Serinales; Debaryomycetaceae. Gene Ontology annotation, molecular function: endopolyphosphatase activity; phosphatase activity. Gene Ontology annotation, cellular component: cytoplasm.